GUAUAGAUCAUUAAUGAGCAUUUUUUUUUCCUCGAAUAAUUCGAAUAAUUCUAAACAAUUUAACAUUUUAAAUGUCACUACAAAAAGAAUUGUUUAAAGGGAAGGGUGGUUUAGGUGGUAUUGGAGAUAGUGGUGGUAAUAGUGGUAACUAUUUACACAAUACCGCGUCUGUACAAGAAGACGAGGUUUUAGAAGAAAUAGACUACGAAGAAGAAAAUAAUAUCCUUGAAAGUUUGUCUACUACUUUUAUAAAACCGCGUCGUAAGAAAGAUUAUACACCGGUUUCUUGGGAUACAUGUUUUGAUAGUUGUAGAGAUAUUAAAAUACCAGAUUCCGAAGAUGUAUUUAAAGCAUAUGAGAUUCAUGGUACAUCGGAAAAUUGUCCUCUUUUUGUUUUUCAUCAUGGUGCUGCAUAUUCUGCUUUAUCAUUUGCUUUAUCAUGUUCGUAUAUUAAGCAAUUGAUGAAUGGUAGUUGUACAAUGUUUGCAUAUGAUUGUAGAGGGCAUGGAUAUACUAAGACAUCAGAUGAUAAUAAUUUAUCGUUGGAUAUAUUAAGUCAAGAUUUAGUUAAAGUGUUAAAAGCUGCUUAUGGAGAUGAUGUUAUAACAAGUCGAGAUAUAUUCUUGAUCGGACAUAGUAUGGGAGGGUGUGUUGUUGCAGAUGCAGCUUCAAAAGGAUUAAUUCCAUCUAUGACCUGUAUUGCUGUGAUAGAUGUUGUUGAGGGAUCAGCUCUAGAAGCAAUUUCAGGAAUGUUGGGAUUUUUGAGAACUAGACCGACUGAAUUUAGGUCAAUAGAAAAUGCAAUUCAAUGGAGCGUAAAAAGUUCUACUAUUCGAAAUGUAGAAUCAUCUAGAAUAACUUUACCAAGUAUACUAAUAGAAUCGAAACAAAAUGAUACUACCAAAUAUGUUUGGAGAACUGAUUUAGCUACAUCUCAACCAUAUUGGGAAGGAUGGUUUCUCGGACUAUCAGAAAAAUUCUUAUCAGCAAAAGCAGCAAAAUUUCUUAUACUGGCGGGUACUGAUAGAUUAGACAAACCUCUGACCAUUGCACAAAUGCAAGGUAAGUAUCAACUUCUUGUGUUACCUGAUGUAGGCCAUAUGGUCCAAGAAGAUGCUCCUGAUAGAACUGCCAAUGCUUUAGUUGAAUUUUGGAAAAGAAAUGAACGAUUAAUUUUACCUGUAAAGCAAGCCAUAUCUUGAAUUUCUUUAUAAGUAUUCAUUUUUGAUACCAAUAUAUUUCCUACAUUGAUAAUAUCUAAUAUAUAAAAAUCUUGAAAGUUUUUAUUAAUAAAAAAACUUAGAAAGAAUCAAUUUGUCAAAAUAAUCUAAUUUACUUAAUACCU
This is a messenger RNA of Rhizophagus irregularis DAOM 181602=DAOM 197198, 1345 nucleotides long. RefSeq lists its product as uncharacterized. Gene Ontology annotation, biological process: protein demethylation. The record is from RefSeq and is a predicted model, not a curated record. Lineage: Eukaryota; Fungi; Glomeromycota; Glomeromycetes; Glomerales; Glomeraceae. Gene Ontology annotation, molecular function: protein methylesterase activity.